UUGACAGCUGGAGCAGACGGAGCAUCACAGCAGCUGGAGACACAUCUGGACCAGAACUGAGCGCGGAGCAGCCGGACGGACCGGGACGGACCGACCGAGACCGAGACCGGGCGGACGGACCGGAGGACCAACCGGAGGACCAACCGGAGGACCAACCAGCAGGUGUCUCUCCGCCUCCCCGCAUCCUCUCCUCCAGGCCGGCGGCGGCUCCGGGGCCGGGCCGCCGGGGCUCCAUGGGGGACAGCAUGGCGGAGGAGACCCGGGUUAUCUACCAUCUGGACGACCAGGAGACCCCCUACCUGGUCCGGAUUAACGUGCCCGCGCAGCGCGUCACCCUGGCCGACUUCAAGCAGGUCGUGAACAAACCGAACGUGAAAUUCUUCUUCAAGUCGGUGGACGACGACUUCGGGGUGGUUAAAGAGGAGAUCAGUGAUGAUGAUGCCAGGCUGCCUAUUGUGAACGGACGAGUCGUUUGUUGGCUCGUGUCGUCAGACUGUCAGCCAGAUUUCAGGGGCUCAGAUAUCCAGUCUAUAGCUACGCCCACCUGUUUGGCCCCGCCCCCCAUAGAGAGGACAGGUGGGAUCGGAGACUCCAGACCUCCAUCCUUCCAUGCUGCUGCCGUCGGCCAUGACGACCUGCAGGGGUCAGAGGUCAAACCUGCCGUUUCACCUGGAGAGAGACAGAGGAGAGACGGGGGCGAGAGAGGUGGACGUCUGAAUGGACACGCCCACCAACCAACUGAUAAGAAAGGGGCGGGGCCAAAAAGUGGAGGUGACAGCUCAUCGACCCAACAGAGCAGUGAGUUGGAGACGACGAGUUUCUGUUCAUCUGAGGAAGACUCAGGAGGAAGGUUCAGCCAAUCAACAGAGCAGAGCAGUUCCUUGCCACGACUCAUCAGGCGACAACGCCGCCGCCACCGGAAACCAAAAACGCCACGGAUGGAGAGGUCUGUGUCUUUCAGCAGUGUCACUGACUCCACCAUGUCGCUCAACAUCAUCACUGUAACCCUCAACAUGGAGAGGUAUAACUUCUUGGGCAUCAGUAUCGUGGGUCAGAGUAACGACCGAGGUGAUGGAGGGAUUUAUAUCGGCUCCAUCAUGAAGGGAGGAGCUGUGGCGGCGGACGGACGCAUCGAGCCGGGAGACAUGCUGCUGCAGGUGAAUGACAUCAACUUUGAGAACAUGAGUAACGACGACGCUGUUCGAGUCCUGAGAGAGAUCGUCCACCAGCCAGGUCCAGUGACAUUGACGGUGGCGAAGUGUUGGGAUCCGAACCCGCGAGGCUGUUUCACGCUGCCCAGAAGUGAGCCGGUGCGUCCCAUCGACCCAGCUGCCUGGGUGUCCCACACCGCCGCCAUGACGGGGAGUCUCCUCCCACAUUACGGCAUGCACGAAGAAAACCAUCUGACCAUCCACAGCGACAUGACGGUGAUUGUCAAGGCGAUGGCCAAUCCGGAGUCGGGCCUGGAGGUCCGGGACAGGAUGUGGCUGAAGAUCACCAUCCCCAAUGCCUUCAUUGGUUCAGACGUGGUCAACUGGCUGCACCGAAACGUCGAAGGUUUCACCGACCGUCGCGAAGCUCGCAAGUACGCCGGGAACCUGCUGAAGGCCGGAUUCAUCCGACACACCGUCAACAAGGUCACCUUCUCCGAGCAGUGCUACUACGUGUUCGGAGACCUCUGUGGAGAUAUGGGUGGCCUGACUCUGCUGGACCAAGAGGGAGGCUCCAGUCGAGCAGGAGGAUCCGACUGUGACCCCCCAGCUCCGGCCUUCCCUCACCAGUACCCCAUCCCUCACCCCUACAGCUCGCCUCACCCUCUGCACCAGCUCCCAGCCUGGGGUGGAGGAGGAGGAAGUCAACACAGUGAAGGAAGUCGCAGCAGUGGAUCGAACUCUAGUGACGAUCAGAAGCAGGAAGUAGGAGGAGCCAAAGGCAGUGAGUCAGAUCCUCCCAAACUGGAAGCGAGUGCGUCACCUGACCAACAGCCGGCUGCCGAAUCCCCUGGCAACAGCAGCGACCAGCGAUCCCCUGCCUCCUUCUCCAGUCUCCAAGGUAACAACGAUGUCCCGCCUCCACCUCGAGGUCCACACCACGAGCUCGCCACCUCGCGGCAGUCCUUCCGCUUGGCCAUGGGAAACCCCAGCGACUUCUUCGUGGACGUCAUGUGACCUCAUGGGGACGGUGAUUUCGGACAUUUUUCAAGAUUAGACUGAAAACUGUGAACUCAAUCAGGGACACUUCUAUUUAUUUGAUUUUAAAUUUUAUUUAUUUAAACCAGACAAGACAGUUUAUAGCUGAUCGAUAUCGGCCAAAACCUAAGACCAAUGCUUUGUUUACAUUCACUGUAGCACAGGUGUGACUGAUGUACUUCAUAAGUGGAACUAUAUUCACAAAUAACCCACUGAUGACUCAUUUAUAGUGCUGGCAAAGCUGCAGAUACACGAUAAAGGCAACAAUUAAAGCUGCUACAAGGGGUCCUCGGUUUACAACUUCAUCGACCUAUAGCGUUGCGUCAUCGCGUCGGAACUAGUUACUGGAACUAGUUGACGAUCAGAGUGGACGAAUAGGUCGUCACGUGGCACUAUAAGACGGCUUUGUUUACAUUCUCUGGUUGUAGGCCACCUUGGAUUGUGCUACAUUCACCAACUUUUUGUCCUUCAUUAUGGCUCCUAAGCGUGAGAAGGACUCAUCUGAUGCUUCAAAGAAAAGGAAAGCCGUCUCCAUGGAAGUGAAGUUAGAUCUAAUAAAACGCUCAGAACAGUGCGAAACACCGACAAACAUCGGUCAAGUUGUAAAAACAGGUCAACAUAUUGUAGCGACCCUCUGUGAUGAAUGAGUGAGACUUUAUCUGGUUCUCUGCUGGUUUAUCGAACCUUCACACAGGCUACUGUGGGCCGUAGCCAACGCCAAAAUAACUACAAAAACCCUGUAACUUAGCUCCAGAAUUAGCCUCCGUUCCCAGCUCUCUCUACUGCUGACUCUCAGCCAAUCAGAGGUGAGCUAGCUAAACAUGACACGUUCACUGACAUUAGGUAAAUCUGGAACUGAACAAUAAACAUUGAAACCUCAACAUCAGCAACAAUAUCAGUCCAUUACAUUAUUGUGUUAUCUUCUCGUAAAAUGAUUUAUACAUGCAUGAAAGUUGUUGGUAUUCACGACUUUGCCGAAGAACUGAUUGAUAUCGUGAUGCACGUAAUGACUUUGGUUACAUUUUCGUCGGAGUUCCAACUUACGGCGAAAAUCGGCCUCUGAUCGAAUUCUGACGUAAGUUGAGGACCCCCUGUAUACAUGUCACUGGGAUGUAGGAGUUAUACCCUAAUGGAUCCAGGUUUUAAUUAAUACAUGUGUGCUGGCUGGAGGUCAUUAAGCCACACUAAAGACUUUGUCAUGGUGCCCCUUUAUUCACUAAACCACCAUGAUGCUUUAAAAAGGAUCUACAGCUGAUCCACAGAACUUGAAGUAUGUAUUAUCCAAGAAAACGGAAUCAAAUUGGGAAAAAUCAAGUGUCUCGGAUCAUUUCGGAUGCAAAAAACAACUUUGGAUGUCCCCGAGUUAAACUAUCACACCUGAACCUGGUGUCCAAUCAGAGAAUCACUACUGAAUCCCUGAUUGAAUCUUUUUAGGGAGUCCCUUUUUUGUUGGGGAAAUGAAGAUUUUACAGUUUCUUUUCACUCAGAAUCAAACUGAACCAGGACACUGUGCUGCUUCACCACACGGACGAUGCUUUGGAGUCUUGUAGCAGCUCCGGACGAGAUGGAUUUCACUUUAUUUGUGCAGAGAUUUGAGAUUCCUGCAUGAGUGUGAAGGUUUUGCUGUGACUCCUGAGAACAUGAUGAUGUUUACUGUGUCGUGAAAAAGUGACAAACCAAAGUAUCCUGAUGGAUGCAGAAGCUUCAGGUCACCCGAUGCUGAGGACAUGUGGACAAACCUGCAAGAAAACACAAGAAACAUGAGUUUACUGAGAUUAGAAUCGAACAGUGUGACCAGUUUACACUCUCACUGAUCUUUAACAUCAUCUUCAAACUACCAGAAAUAAAAACAAAUGUAACACAAACACAUAAAACUUCAUUUUCUGCUGCUCUCCAUCCUCCAGACCUCCGUGUUUACUGUUGUACAUUCAGGUGUGUUAAUAUGUGACACUGCUGAUUUUAUUUAUAGACAUUUUUAUUCUGUCUUCACCUUCUUAAAGUGGAAAAACACAAUAAAAAUCUCAAAUUAA
This is a messenger RNA of Amphiprion ocellaris (clown anemonefish), 4219 nucleotides long. RefSeq names its product segment polarity protein dishevelled homolog DVL-3. The record is from RefSeq and is a predicted model, not a curated record. Gene Ontology annotation, molecular function: frizzled binding. Lineage: Eukaryota; Metazoa; Chordata; Actinopteri; Pomacentridae. The coding region runs from base 234 to 2168 and encodes 644 amino acids. The transcript is spliced from 15 exons. Gene Ontology annotation, cellular component: cytosol. Gene Ontology annotation, biological process: intracellular signal transduction; canonical Wnt signaling pathway.